Numida meleagris (helmeted guineafowl) is the source of this 5701-nucleotide messenger RNA. Its product is annotated as endothelin B receptor-like. Gene Ontology annotation, cellular component: membrane. The transcript is spliced from 8 exons. Gene Ontology annotation, biological process: G protein-coupled receptor signaling pathway; regulation of blood pressure; vasoconstriction. The record is from RefSeq and is a predicted model, not a curated record. The coding region runs from base 131 to 1606 and encodes 491 amino acids. Gene Ontology annotation, molecular function: endothelin receptor activity. NCBI's taxonomy places the organism in Eukaryota, Metazoa, Chordata, Aves, Galliformes, Numididae.
CAUUUAUUGGUCGCAGCAGCUGCAUUCAGGGGCAGCCCAGCGAUUUUCUAUAUAACUAAGUGCUCCGUUCAGAGAGACCUCAGCAAGUCACAAGAGGGAAGGAACCCAAAAGUAAACUCCAGAAACUACAAUGCUGCCAUACUCCUGGGACCUGUGGGACAGGCAAGCGGCCGUGAGAGAAACUGAUCCCAAGGGCAUCCAGAGAUCGUGGUCUCAAGGAAGAACAGACCAAGCCCCAGGCAAAGACAUCCCAAAAGCACUCCAUUCUGCAGCCAGCUUUGCCCUUUGGUCCUCAAUGGCAAGAAUCCCAGCUCCCACUACUUUGGCCAUCCUCGUGACUUGCCUCUUCUCUGGGGCACAGGGCCAGACCCCAGAGGCUUUCCAGGCAAGCUCCAACCCCUUCGAGGAGCUCAGCCAGGAGCAGGCUUACAGCCUGGUGCAGCCAAGCCUGUUCCAGGAUGCCAAGGUGCUCAACUACUCAGAAAGUCUUCCCAAGAGCAGUGGGUCGGAGCCACCCCUGCUGCCUGUCUGUGUGAAGCCCGCAGAUAUCAGGCAUAUCUUCAAGUACAUCAACACCAUCGUGUCCUGCACCAUCUUCAUAGUAGGGAUCAUUGGGAACUCCACGCUCCUGAGGAUCAUUUACAAGAACAAGUGCAUGAGGAAUGGGCCGAAUGUUCUCAUUGCUAGCUUGGCGCUUGGAGACCUCCUCUAUAUCCUCAUUGCUCUGCCCAUCAAUGUCUAUAAGCUCUUGGCAAAGGACUGGCCCUUCGGUGUGCAGGUGUGCAAGCUGGUCCCCUUCAUCCAGAAGGCUUCAGUGGGUAUCACGGUCCUCAGCCUUUGUGCCCUCAGCAUUGACAGGUACCGAGCAGUGGCCUCCUGGAGUCGGAUCCAGGGCAUAGGAAUCCCCAUGUGGAAGGCGGUGGAGGUGACGCUGAUCUGGGCAGUGUCCAUUGUGCUUGCAGUCCCUGAAGCCAUAGCCUUUGACAUGGUAGAGAUCAACUACUGGGACCAGGACCUGUGGGUGUGCAUGCUUGCCUCCGAACAGAAAUCCAGCUUCAUGAUGUUCUAUCGUGACGUGAAGGACUGGUGGCUUUUUGGUUUCUACUUCUGCCUCCCCUUGGUAUGCACUGGCAUCUUCUACACCCUCAUGUCGUGUGAAAUGUUGAGCAAGAGAAAUGGCAUGAGAAUCGCUUUGAAUGACCACAUGAAACGGCGUCGGGAGGUGGCCAAGACUGUGUUCUGCCUUGUGGUGAUCUUCGCGCUCUGCUGGCUGCCGCUCCAUCUCAGCCGCAUCCUCAAAAAGACCAUCUAUGAUCAGACAGAUCCCAACAGAUGUGAGCUGCUCAGUUUCCUCCUCGUCAUGGAUUACUUUGGGAUCAACAUGGCCUCUCUCAACUCCUGCAUCAAUCCUGUGGCUCUCUACUUCGUCAGCCAAAAAUUCAAGAACUGCUUCCAGUCCUGCCUGUGCUGCUGGUGCCAGAGACCCACUCUGAGCAUCACACCGACAGAUGAGAAGGGCUCCGUGGGGAAGUGGAAAGCCAGCGGGCAGGAGCUUGGACUGGACCGGAGCAGCUCCCGCUUGAGCAACAAAUACAGCUCUUCCUAAAGCAGAGAGGAAAAGGCACUGUGACAAGAUGGUAGGACACCUCAAAUCCUCUUGCACAGCCAUUUCCUGGCUGGGCGUGAAUUGUUUUUGCCCUCACUUUAUAACCCACCUGGGUAAGAGCUGUAGCAUUACACUGACCCCUGGGGCUAGCUCUAAACACAGCCUCAGGGUUUGCUUGUCCGUCCUCCAAUCCAAGUCACCUCUGCAGGAGGAAGAAGAAUGGGAUCCAGCUCCUAGUAGGAUUUUUCAGUUCCUUGCAGGAUAGCGAAGUGACUUAAAGUGACUUAUGCUCAUCUGUCUUGGGUAGAAACAUGGGGUGAGGAGAUGGGUGUGAAAAGGAAAGUUGAGAUGUGGCCAUUUUGAGAUGGAUGUGGGAUAGGGAGGAGAGGGCAAGGAACCCAAGCAACAGUUUCCAGCUGAAAAAAGCAAAGCAUUGUCCCUUAUGAUCUCCCUCUGCUGGAACAGUUUGUCCCAGGGCAGAGCACCAAGGUAAGACCCAGGCACCAUGUAGGUCUUGUAGACCAUCAAUGACCUGAAAUCUCCCCCAGCCAUGGUAUGGAGGGAUGGGCAGCAACCCAGCUUCACAAUGCAACCAGCCUGACCUGGGGAGCUCUAAAAGACCUCUCCUCUUUACCUGUUCCCAGGAAAUUUUCUCCAGGCUCUCCACUCAGGGAUGGCAUUCACCCUGCCUGUAUAUGGCACAAGAAGGUGCCUGAAUGCAUGGGACAGAACAGCUUAGGAGACCGGAUAUCCUCAGCAGAAGCCAGUGGCAGGCAUCCAUCCAAACCACCUGCUCCAAAUUCCCCCUCCCCAGUUCCUAGACCCCAGCACUUCUUGGCCACAGCUCCGUGACACCAAGGUUCAGGCCAUUUGUAAGGGGGAUGCAGAUCCUGAUUCUCAGGGUCGAGCUAAGGUGGAAAACACAACGGGGAAGGCUUGACCUCAACUGAAGUUGCUGCUGAAGCUAACCAGAAGAGCCUUCACAAAUUUACUAUUUAAAGUGAUCAAUAUCUAAAUGCCUUCUCCAGCAUGACUUUCUAAAAAUCAUGCUUGCACCCCUUGCCAAAACUUCAAGAAAAUCUGUAUGAGAAAGUUUUAAUUAGCAGGUUUUUGAUAAUUUUCCUGUUGUUGUGUUUUUCCUCUCUCUUUUACCCCUUUUUCCUUUCCUCUUUCCCCUUUUUACCUUGUCAUGGGAAAAAAAAAAAAAAAAAGAGAAAAAAAAAAGGGAGAAAAGACUUGUAAAUAAAGCUAAACACUUUCCAGGUGACACUGUAUUUCAGUGAAAGCUAAGCUAAAAACAGCUAAAAACAAGUAUUUUACAAACAAAGCAUAUUUUUGAAAGACAAUUAGGUUUCAGAUCUAAACAGAAGGACUGAGGGAUGUCUAGACCAGUAAGUUUUCCAUCAGGUUACCCACCCACUAGAGUAGAUUUAUUUGUAUCCAUUUCACAGUGCUGAUGCUGUGCUUUGCCUCUGAGCUGCCUGCAUUUUGUUGGAAGACAAAGUCAAUGGAGAAAAUUGAUAGCAAUGAAAAGCUCCAUCUUAGUAGAAGGAUUUUUUAAAUAAUUGUGCUCCUUAGAAAAAUAAUAACCUGAAUUCUAUGUAUUUCUGUAAAGAGUCAACCUUUGUCAUGUUGAAACAAGCAUUCAAAAGCCCUUUUCCAUCCAGGACAGCCCCAGUUAUGUCAGCCUGGGUUCCUCUAGCUCUAUCCAAACCAGCAAUAGGAACAGCCGAGUGCUGCCUGCCACCAGCUGGGCAAUGAUUGUUCUCUUACCUGAACACUGCAUGGGGACUAGCAGAUUUAAACUCAACAGUUCCCAUUCAUUUCAGUGAAGACUGAAGCAUCUGAAUGAUUCCCCAGCAGUGACCUUUGGAAACAGCAUAAGGAGCAGUGCCCCAAAUGUUCAAGAUCCACGAUUCUCUCCUAAGGACAGCCAGGACCUGCUCAGAUUCACAAGACCUACAGCAAUUACAGGCACACAGGGGAAUCUUUUUACCUUGCUUAACCUCCCGGACCCCAAAUAGCUGACAUCCCUCUUUACACUCCACAGCAGAUUUAAUCAUUCCUGCAUUAGCAGCUACACUCAGAUCAACAUUUUCACCUUAUAUGGUUCAAAACCAGUCUCAGAUCUGCACAUGAUUAAUAUUGCAACAAACAGACUGCCAUGAAUUCAUCCCAGCUCUGGACAUUGCUAUCACUUGCUGCAUGGCUGCCUAACACUGACUUUAGCCUCCUUUGCUUUCUUUCCCCUUGUGUUUUCCUCCCAAGUGUCUCCUAUUAAAACCAACAUCAUAAAAUUUAACUAAGUGUGAGAGGGGAGGGAGAGAAGAGAGCUAUCAGCUGCAAACACUAUCCUUUUAAAACUCUUACAGUGUGGUGGCAUUCACUUGGCACUUUCCCAGCUCUCAAAGGUCUCUGUUAGGCUACAACUAAGACCAAACACAUUUCAGCUCAAAGAGAAAGCAACAAACAUCAGAUAAGGAGUGCACAUGCAGCCAGGUUUUAGCUGCACAUAUAAUCGCAGAUGCAAAAACAGCUCUCACCUUUCAAGACCUUUUUAAAGAGUUACUCUCCAUGCCACCAGGGCUGAGCAGUCACAGGAUUGAGCCCAGGUGCAUGAGUCAGGUUCUUGUUUAUUCGCCCCUUUUCCCUUCAGCCAGGCCAAAAUCAAAGCUACUGCAGCCACCUGUAGAGAUGUAGGACCCCAUUGGCAUGGGCAGGAUGAAUCUAUUGCAGCAAACUGAGGCAAAGCAGCCUUACUACGAAAUGCAGGGUUCAGAUGGCGUCCGGACCUAAUGCCUGCGAACACAAACCCGCUGCCAGCCUGCCAGAAACCAAGUCUGUCAAUUUGUAUUUGAAAGAACAAUUUUAUUGAGAAAACCUGACAUUUUACAUCCUCUUAUUCCUCUGUAUGUUAAUAAAACAUGCUGGUGUUUGAAAGGAAAGUCUCUGGGUGUUUCUUAUUAAGCAGCAGGGGGUCUGCAAAGUCUGCUAAAUACUUAAUUGAGAGCCAGCAGGUUCUUUUGGUAACUGCAGACCUCCACUGAAGAGACAGAGGUGUUCCCCCUGGGCAGAGCAAACUGGGAAGGUUCACGCUCCUGCACCCAGCACGGAGCAGAAAGAACUCCUGUUACUUCAUGCCACGUUACAUUCAAUGAAAGGCUUUCCCUUGGCUAGCUGCCAGCAGAUCGGAGCAAGGCUGGGGUUUCAGCAUCGUGCUUUCUAGACUUGCUCACAAGGAGUUGUCUGGGCUUGUGGUUGUCUGCGUUCUUCAGUGGGUUGAAAUGAGGCAAGUUUUGUUGCUUUUUUUUUUAAUGAUGAUAAAAUGAUUCUCUGCUCAUUUGAGGGUGAGCUGUUAAAAAAUGAAGGCUGAUUAUAUUACUUGAACGCAUCCAGAGAGCAAAGAAGCUGGCAAAAGGGCAAAAAGACAUAUCCUGUGAGGAGAGUCUGAGGAUACUUGGGCAGUCCAGUCAGGAGGCCAAGAGGCAACCUCAUUGCUCUCUGUACCUUCCUGUGAGAAACGAGGAGCGAGGCACAAGUCCCUCCUCCCUGGUAAUCAAUGACAGAAUGCAGGGAAAUGGCAGAAAGCUGUGUCAGGGGAGUUUCAGACUGUAUACUAGGAAAAUUUGACCACCCUCAAGGUAAAGAAAUACAGAAAUAGGCCUACUAGCAAGGUGGUUGAUGCCCCAUGACUGUCAUUGUUCAAGAGGCAUUUGGCCUUGGGGCCAGUAACAGAAGGAUUUAGAUCAGAAGAGGGUACUGCCUCUCUCAAAGCCUGAUUUUACACUGCACUGAACUCCUUUGCUCCCCUUGUAGGCUGGAGCCAGACCAGCUCUGUGCAUCAGACUACCUUCACCACCAUAAGUGAUCUGAACAUCCUGGGCAGAAAACAGCGACAUUUGGAGAGGGGAAGAAAUAAAACGGAAGCGUGAAAAGAGCUGCCUUGCAGCUAUCAUUUUCUGUACCCGUGCAAGCUGAACACAGCAACACCUCUGCAGCAUCAAACUUCAUAUACUUUAUUAUUAGACAAAAUACACGCUUGCAUCAAAGUACUUAUAAAAAAAAAAAAAAAAACAACUCUUGACACGCGGAAUU